This is a messenger RNA of Phragmites australis (common reed), 1263 nucleotides long. Its product is annotated as probable purine permease 11. The record is from RefSeq and is a predicted model, not a curated record. NCBI's taxonomy places the organism in Eukaryota, Viridiplantae, Streptophyta, Magnoliopsida, Poales, Poaceae. Gene Ontology annotation, molecular function: purine nucleoside transmembrane transporter activity. Bases 118 to 1263 code for a protein of 381 amino acids. Gene Ontology annotation, cellular component: membrane. The transcript is spliced from 2 exons.
GUUCUCUCCAUCGCAAAACACGUGGCGUCGCGGUCCUUCUGCCUCCCUGCACUGCUCUCAUCUCCUCCUCCUCCUGUCCUGGACGAUCCCACAGAAGGUGACAGUGUCUCUAAUAAAAUGGCCGAUGGCAACAGCGGCAACAACAACAAUGGCGCCACGAACACGAACAACGGCGAGGUACAGAUACAAAUCCCAGGACCAUCGAAAGCUGAAGGUCCAGCAACUCAGGAGGAUGCACCAUCGGGAAGCUUUGAAGUCAAGAAUUGGAGAUGGUGGUUCAUGGUGGCAGCCGAUGUUUUGUUCCUGAUCGCUGGUCAAACAUCAGCAACACUGCUUGGGAGAUACUACUACAGUCAAGGUGGCAGCAGCAGGUGGAUAUCUACAUUUGUGCAAACUGCCGGCUUUCCCAUGUUGUUCUUUGGCUUGUUCUUUUUCCCUUCAAAGUCGUCUUCCACCCAAACUAACAGCGACACUCCCAUCGCCAAACUUGCUCUCAUAUACAUUGUCUUGGGGCUCAUCAUAGCCGCUGAUGACAUGAUGCAUUCCAAUGGACUGUUGUAUCUUCCAGUCUCGACCUAUUCUCUCAUUUGCGCUAGUCAGCUGGCCUUCAAUGUUGUCUUCUCAUACGUCCUAAACUCUCAGAAACUCACUGGUUUGAUCUUAAACUCUGUGGUCCUGCUUACUUUGUCUGCUUUACUCCUUGGAGUCAAUGAAGAACCUCAUGGAUCUGUUGGUGUCUCAAGAGGAAAGUAUCUCCUUGGUUUCCUGUUGACGUUAGGAGCGUCAGGCACAUACUCACUUAUCCUUUCUUUGAUGCAACUUACGUUCAAGAAUGUGAUCAAGAAGCAGACGUUCUCGGCUGUUUUGAACAUGCAGAUAUAUACGGCACUUGUGGCAAGUUUUGCUUCUCUUGUUGGACUAUUUGCAAGUGGUGAAUACAAGUCUUUGAAAGGGGAGAUGGACAAGUUCAAAUCCGGGCAGUUCUCUUAUCUGAUGACAUUGGUGUGGACAUCCGUAUCUUGGCAGGUCGCUUCUGUUGGAAUGGUGGGUUUAAUCUUCGAGGUAUCAUCGUUGUUCUCGAAUGUGAUCAGCACCUUCUCUCUACCUAUUGUUCCUCUUUUUGGUGUGAUGAUCUUUCAUGACAAGAUGAACGGAGUAAAGAUCAUAGCCAUGCUAAUUUCCCUAUGGGGUUUCGUUUCAUAUGUCUAUCAACACUAUCUUGACGAUAAGAAGGCUAGAAAGGCUAUAGCUAAUAGUAAGUAG